UGCCAUGCAAUUUCAUGUGAAAUUUUGGCCAUUUAUUAUCGCACACAUUUUUGGGUAAUUUCCAUCUCAAUCAAUACAUCUAUAUAAACCCUCUUAUCCCAUCGUAUUUCCCAAACCUUGUAAAUUCUAAUUACAUCUUAUCUCAAAAUAUAAUCAAUGGCGAUUGCAACCAUUACCAUGCCAUUCAGCAGCAGGGCUUUGAAGCUCAGCCUGCCCCGCCGCCUCCGCCCCAAGCCAAACACCGCCACCCCUCCACCGCCAAACGAUGAUAUUGAUAUCGCGCGGCGCGGCAAAGAAGACGAGUUCCGGCGGGUUUUCCGCUUCUUGGACGCCGACAACGACGGAACUAUCUCGGCGGACGAGCUAACGGCUUACUUCGCGGCCGUCGGCGAUUCGGUGUCGCGCGAGGAGGCGGAGAGGAUCAUCGGAGAGUUCUCGAGAGGUGGCGAUUUGCUGCUGGAGUUUGAAGAGUUCGUGAGGGUGAUGGAGCUGCGGGAAGGCGGCGACGGCGAAAUUCUCCGGCGGGCUUUCGAGGUGUACGAGGAGGAGAAGGGCAGCGGGUGCAUUACGGCGGAGGGGCUGAGGCAGGUGCUCCGCCGCCUCGGCGACGUGAAAUCCGUACGGGAAUGCAAGGCCAUGAUUCGGGCCUACGAUCUUGAUGGCAAUGGAGUGCUUGAUUUCCAUGAAUUUUGUAAGAUGAUGAGUUAGAUAUAAUAUAUUAUGUGUUUCAACUUGUUUUAUUCAAUUAAUUAAGGCUAAAAAAAUGUGGCAACAACAUAAGUGUAAUUAAUUGUAAUAGCUAGUAACUGAGUGAUCUUUUAUUUCAUCUUCAUUUCUAAUAUUGGUGUAGUUAAGUACUUUUGGGCUGAA
Salvia miltiorrhiza (redroot sage) is the source of this 870-nucleotide messenger RNA. Its product is annotated as probable calcium-binding protein CML41. Gene Ontology annotation, molecular function: calcium ion binding. The transcript has a single exon. The record is from RefSeq and is a predicted model, not a curated record. Bases 157 to 708 code for a protein of 183 amino acids. NCBI's taxonomy places the organism in Eukaryota, Viridiplantae, Streptophyta, Magnoliopsida, Lamiales, Lamiaceae.